AUGUCUCCGUCCGCCACAGGCACUUUCUCCGCGCCACCGCAGGUUUACUCGUUUGACGGCGUGCUGUCCGACUUUGAUGGAACAAUUGUGGACUCGACCGAUGGUGCACACCUCUCCCCCAGUCGCAAUGGAAUCGGAGCUGACUGCCGUGCUUCGAACAGCAAUUAUCAAGCAUUGGCACCUCGUUUCUCAUUAUUUAUCUCGAUCAGAAUUGCUAGUGAGCUGGGUGUCGACCCAGAGACUAUUUUAGCCACCUCGCAUGGCCGACGAAGCAUUGACACCAUGCAACUAUACGACCCCAGCAAGGCCAAUUGGGAAUAUGUCAACUUCAUUGAAGGCCGAAUCCCGAAAGAAUAUGGCUCCGACGCCCGUGAGAUUCCCGGCGGCCGGGAUCUACUCGACGCACUGGAGAGCUCAGGCGCGCGUUGGGGCGUCGUUACAUCCGGCACGCGCGCGCUGAUUGACGGCUGGCUGGAAGUGCUGGGCCUGACACAUCCAAAGAUGCUGGUGGUGGCGGAAGAUGUGGAGCUGGGCAAGCCAGACCCGCGCUGUUACCUGCUGGGCCGGAAGAAGCUGGGCCUCGAGCACUCUUCGUCGAUUGUGGUGCUGGAAGAUGCGCCUUCGGGGAUCAAGGCCGGCAAGGCAGCCGGAUUCAAGGUCAUUGCGCUCACUACGACCCACUCGCUGGAGCAGCUCCAGGUUGCCGGUGCCGACUGGAUCGUCGAGGACCUGCGCAGCAUUUCCGUCAAGAGCGUUGAGGAUGGGCGCGUCCAGCUUGAGAUCAAGAAUGCCUAUCAAUAG
Molecule: messenger RNA, 801 nt
Organism: Penicillium riverlandense
Lineage: Eukaryota; Fungi; Ascomycota; Eurotiomycetes; Eurotiales; Aspergillaceae
Product: HAD family hydrolase
Exons: 3
Coding region: 1-801 (266 amino acids)
Molecular function (GO): beta-phosphoglucomutase activity; sugar-phosphatase activity
Source: RefSeq, a predicted model, not a curated record